AUGCCAGCAGCCAACCUGUCAGGAUCCCACCCCAUGUUCUUCAUCUUGGUGGGGAUACCUGGGAUGGAGAAGUCUCACACCUGGAUCUCCAUCCCUGUCUGCAUGAUGUACUCUGCUGCCCUUCUCGGGAACGUGGUCCUGCUGGUCACCAUCAUGAAGGACCACAGCCUCCAUGAGCCCAUGUGCAUCUUCCUGUGCAUGCUGGCAGUGUGCGACCUGCUGUUGUCCACUGCCACUGUGCCCAAGACCCUCAGCGUUCUCUGGUCUGUCUCCACCAAAAUCUCUUUCAGUGGCUGCCUGGUGCAGAAGUUCUCCAUCUAUUUUGUUUUUGUGGCGGAGUCAGCCAUUUUACUGGCAAUGGCCUUCGAUCGGUACAUCGCCAUUUGUGACCCCCUGCAAUACCCAGCCAUCCUGACAUGGUCCGUCAUGGGGAAAGUUGGCAUAGUGGCUUUAAUCAGGAGUUUCUGCAUCAUGUUCCCACCCAUCUUCCUCCUCAAGCGGCUGCCCUACUGCGGGCACAACGUCAUGCCCCACACCUACUGCGAGCACAUCGGCAUGGCCCGCCUGGCGUGCGCCGACAUCUCCAUCAACAUCUGGUAUGGGGUAGCUUCUGGCUUCCUUUCAGCCGGCUUGGAUGCCAUCUCCAUCACCAUCUCCUACGUGCUGAUCUUCAGGUGCCUCUGGGGGCUGCUGUCCUGGCGCGCCUCCCCCAAGGCUCUGCACACCUGCGGCUCCCAUGUUUUACACGCCAUGUUCAUCGCCAUGUUUUACACGCCAGCCUUCUUCUCCUUUCUAGCACACUGGUUUGGCCAGCAUGUUCCUCAGCAUGUCCUUGCCUCCUUCGCCAACCUCUACGUCGUGGUGCCGCCCAUGCUCAACCCCAUCAUCUACGGGGUGAGAACAAGGCAGAUCCGGGAGCGUCUGCUCCUAUCAUGGGGGCCAAUCUCUGUGUGCUUCACCCCCCCGUGUUAA
Egretta garzetta (little egret) is the source of this 972-nucleotide messenger RNA. RefSeq names its product olfactory receptor 52Z1-like. Gene Ontology annotation, cellular component: membrane. The coding region runs from base 1 to 972 and encodes 323 amino acids. Gene Ontology annotation, molecular function: G protein-coupled receptor activity; olfactory receptor activity. The record is from RefSeq and is a predicted model, not a curated record. NCBI's taxonomy places the organism in Eukaryota, Metazoa, Chordata, Aves, Pelecaniformes, Ardeidae. The transcript has 2 exons. Gene Ontology annotation, biological process: G protein-coupled receptor signaling pathway.